Messenger RNA from Solenopsis invicta (red fire ant), 7629 nucleotides. It is a transcript of the gene DAAM, whose product is annotated as disheveled-associated activator of morphogenesis 1. Gene Ontology annotation, biological process: actin cytoskeleton organization; positive regulation of actin filament polymerization. Lineage: Eukaryota; Metazoa; Arthropoda; Insecta; Hymenoptera; Formicidae. The record is from RefSeq and is a predicted model, not a curated record. Gene Ontology annotation, molecular function: actin binding; small GTPase binding. The coding region runs from base 1734 to 5105 and encodes 1123 amino acids. The transcript is spliced from 12 exons.
UAUAACUUUCGAUUCGGCUUUCCUUCGCACUCGUUAAUCAACUAACAAUUCAUGUUUACUUUGAGAACGAAUUGAUUUUUGCACGAUAUGAAUUACAAAUAAUAUUUCCCGAUUUUACAACAGGCCCGUGUCGUCGAUUCAAGUCGAUUCGUGGCAAAGAGAUCCUAGCGCGCGCAAGUAGGCCCCCCUUCUUUCCAGAGCCCGGUCGGGGGGCCCCUAUGUGCACCUGUACAGGUUGAGAGGUGUUGUGUUUUCACCUGGCAGUUCAACCUACAAUCGCGAGCAGGAACGUUCCGCGGACGAGAUCAUCCGCUGUCUCAUUCGAAGAGAGUUCUCGGCAAAAAAAUCAAGUCACUAUAUUCAUGAUCAAAUUUUCAAUCAUCAUUAUUCGUUGUCUAGAUUGAAUAAUUUACGUUGUCUAGACUUUGAAUAAUUACAAGCGCAAAAUACUUUUACAAAUGAAAAAUUUCACAUUGGCAACAUUCUAAACGCUGUUGAACGUAUGACUUUUUUCAAUGAGGAAUCAAUUUGAGUUGUUAGAAAUGAACGAAGAGAAUCAUUGAGACUUCAAAAGAUACUUCUUUUUGGAAAGCAUAAAACAGUGAAAACAGUGAAGACAGUGAAGUGAUGAAAUAGAAGCUAGGUCUUUUGUGACUAAAGUUAAAAUAGCAACAUACAGAAAAUGAUUUAUUAUAAUUUUAAAAAUAGAUUUCAGAAAUUGACAUUCGAUAUUAAGAAAUCAGUCAAAGGUAAAAAAUGGAGGACAAUAAGAAGAUUUUGUUACAAAUUGAUUAACUUUUAUUAAAAUUAUUUUCUAUAAUAAAACGUAACCUUGAAAUAACAUACAUUUUUAUAAAACAAUCUGGCAACAGAAAUUAAGAAAUACUAUGUGAAUAAAUAUGUAACGCAAAGUAUCUUUGUAAUAAGGAUCAAAUCUAAUAAUAUACAAUAAUUAAAAAGGAAAUUAUUAUAUAAUAAUGUUGUAAUUUAUUCAACUAAUCUAACUUUAUAGUUACAAAACUUUUACAAUCUUGAUUAAAGAUUAAAUUUCUUUAUAAAUUGACGCUACAUAAAAGUGUAACACUAUUUUUAAGUGUUAUUAAACACGUAGUGUUUAAAAUAUUGCUGAAAAUAACAAAAAAAAGCUAGUGCAAAGUUCAACGUAGUUUCUUUAAAUAAAAUUAUAUAACUAAAUACUUAAUCAAAUAUUUUAAUUAUAUUUCAAUUUUUGUAAUAAAUACAUAAAAUGUAAAAAUCAAAAUUUGGACAAAAUUGCAAUUAAAGAACUUGACUUCUAUUUGAUCUUUAAUUCGUAAUAUUAUAGUUUCCAUCUACUAUAAAGCGAAAGACAGCUAAAGUGACAAAUGACCGCGAGUAUUAAAGAAGGACCACAAAUUUAUUUUAUUCGCUCACAAAGAUUAUUUCAAAAGAAAAAAGCUUCAACGAUACAUAUAACUUCCGCAAUCCACAAGCAAAACCUAGUAGAGGAAUCGAAUGUUAUCUUUGCAAUCUCAGAGCAAGAUGUAAUCUAAAUUAGUGUAUUCCAAGUGUCGAGCUUAAACUCUAUAGGCGCAGUGUAAUUCUAUGGUAUGACUGUCGGCAAAUAUUAGUAAAUCUUGUGCUUACGAAGUAAGGAACUAUCGAACUAUCGAACGGAUACCCAACACGAGACAUUUUGGUUCCGAGUUCAAAAGAAGACACUUAUUUUGAAGAAGAAAUUAACGAAAUUCAAAAUGGACAUUAUGUUGGAGAAAAUGGGAAAACUAAAUCUGAGGAUUCCAAACUGUCCUGUGAAAACUUCACAGCCUCUGAAGGAAUUUGUCGGUCGGUGUCAAGCUAUGCCAUCACGUGUAAAGAAAUCGUUUUGUGGCUGCCUUCAGGAUGACGAACCACCAGAAAUCACGUAUUGCGUUGUGGAGCACACGGGUACACUCACGCUACAAGCAAUGACACCGACUUUGCCAAUGCCAGCUGAAGAGGAGCUGAAUAAAAUGUUUCUCGAGCUUGUCGACGAACUGGACCUGACCCAGACCAAUCGGCAAGCAGUUUUAGCACUUCCAGCCAAUAAAAAGUGGCAGAUAUAUUGCUCCAGAAAAGGUAAUGGCACUUUGGAUAAUGGAGGCUUACGUACCACUGAUCUUAGCGGCGAUCCCGAGGACUAUAUCAAUCGAUUGAAGACGAUAGCGAAUAAUUCUUUCCCAGAGGAAGAUGAGGAGAUAUCAAAUCAAAUGCGUCAAGCAGAAGCUCUAAAGACUGCCCUGAGGACGCAGCCGCAUAGCUUCGUUCUCAGAUUUAUAGAAUUAGAUGGCUUAAAUGCUUUACUACAAGUACUAGGAACUAUGGAUAUUGAGGCAGCUAACAGUAACCUUCACACCAGCGUUAUAGGAUGUUUGAAGGCUUUAAUGAAUAAUUCGAAUGGUAGAGCGCACGUGUUGGCGCAUCCAACAGCAAUCAAUACGAUAUCACAGUCGCUCGCGUUUGAGAAUAUUAAGACAAAAAUCUCUGUACUAGAGAUUCUCGGUGCAGUUUGUCUAGUACCAGGCGGUCACCGCAAAGUUCUAGAAGCCAUGUUGCACUUCCAACAGUAUCAUUCCGAGAGAACGCGCUUCCAGUGUAUAAUCAAUGAUCUUGACAAAAACUUUGGUAUCUAUAAAGACAAUCUGUCCCUAAAAACAGCGAUCAUGUCAUUUAUCAAUGCCGUCCUAAACUACGGGCCUGGCCAGGUGACACUAGAGUUUAGGCUGCACCUGAGAUACGAGUUACUGAUGCUCGGCAUCCAACCUAUUAUCGAGAAAUUGAGAAAAUACGAGAAUGAGACACUCGAUAGGCAUCUCGAUUUUUUUGAGAUGGUACGAAACGAAGACGAAAAGGAGCUCGCGAGGAAGUUCGAAAAAGAGCAUGUAGAUACAAAAAGUGCUAGCGCCAUGUUCGAUCUUUUAAGACGAAAACUCAGCCAUACUGCUGCUUAUCCUCAUCUUCUUAGCUUACUUGAACACUGCCUUUUAUUGCCACUGGAUUAUGGUUCGCAUCCUCAACAUUGGUUAUUGUUCGAUCGAAUCGUUCAGCAGAUCGUUUUACAAUCCGAAAGUAACGAAACGGGAUUAGUAAGAAACCCCGAUGUAGCACCAAUUGAAAUAAACGUGAAAGAGAUCGUUCAUCUUCUCGCAAAGGAAGAGGAACUUGUGGCAGCGAGAAAGAAAGCCGAAGAGAUGGAACGCGAAAAUUUGGACAUGUCCACGAGACUAGCUAAGAAGGAGCAAGAACUAGAUUCGAGAACUCAAGAAAAAGAAGAUAUGGAAGCGAAUUUAGCAAGGAUCAAAGAGCGUCUUGAAAAGGAGACGUCGAUGCACAUAGAGACGAAACAAAAAAUUUCUGAAUUACAAGAUAACCUUGAGACGUUGUCGCGACAAAUUAACAAUGAGAAAUCUGAACGGAAACGUCUAGAACAACUAGUAGCUUCAGGAAGUUUGCCAGAUGACGCAAAAGCCACUUUAAAAAUUGUGGAAGAUGAAGUACUCGAAACGGUUGAGACCAAACCCACCCCACCACCACCGCCACCACCUCCAUUAGCACCUCCGCCACCUCCUUGUUUAAUGCCAGCUGCUCCUCCGCCUAUGAAGAUGGAGAUAAUAAAGAACGUUCCACAGCCGAGUAAUCCUUUGAAAUCGUUCAACUGGUCCAAAAUACCUGAGCAGAAGUUGCAGGGUACGAUAUGGUCAGAGUUGGACGACACAAAGCUCUACAAUGUAAUGGAUCUCGAAUCAAUUGACAAAAUCUUUUGCGCUUAUCAAAAGAAUGGCGUUUCUACGGAAGGCUCGAUAGAAGAUUUAAGGACAUUAGGAAAGAAUAAAAAAACAAUGUCGGUAAUCGAUUCGAGAAGAGCGCAAAAUUGCACCAUACUAUUGUCGAAAUUAAAGAUGUCCGAUAAUGAGAUUACCAGAACGAUAUUGUCGAUGGAUCAGCAGAAUAUUUUGCACAUCGAUAUGGUGGAACAAUUAUUAAAGUACAUACCAUCUUCGGAAGAAGCUGCCUCGUUAGAUAUCCAUCAAAAGGAAUUGCAAAACAGAGCUGACUGUUUCUUGUAUCAGAUAUCCAAGGUGCCACAUUAUGAACAGAGAUUGCGUUCUCUUCAUUACAAAAAGAAAUUUGCAGCUAGCAUUGCGGAACUGACGCCGAGAAUGCGGGCAGUUUUAGAAGCGAGCCGACAAGUAACUAGAUCAAGGAGACUCAGAAAACUUUUGGAAUUAGUUUUAGCAUUGGGAAAUUACGUGAAUCGCGGAAACGCGCGAGGUAACGCGUGCGGCUUCCGAUUAGCCUCUUUGAAUCGUCUAGUCGACACCAAGUCUUCUUGCUCCAAGGGUACAACUUUACUGCAUUAUCUUGUGCAAAUUCUCGAAGCCAGAUUCAGGGAGGUUCUAGAAAUCGAAGAGGAUAUGCCACAUGUUAGAACAGCUGCCAAAGUUAGUAUGGCCGAUUUGCAAAGAGAAGUGGCCAACUUGAAAAAUGGAUUGCAGGAUGUUCAAAGAGAAAUAGAAUUUCAUCGAGGUCAAUCUCAGGUGCUUCAGGGUGAUAUGUUUUUACCGGCGAUGAGGGACUUCCAGGCACAAGCCACAUGUAGAUUAGCAGAAGCGGAGGACUUGUUCCAAGACAUGAAAACUAGAUUUGAUCGAGCAGUGAGACUAUUCGGCGAAGAUUCGGCUGGCGUUCAACCAGAUGAAUUCUUUGGCAUUUUUGAAAAUUUUUUACAAGCCCUAGCUGAAGCGAGACAAGAUGUAGAAAAUAUGAGAAAGAAAGUCGAAGAAGAGGAACGUAGAGCGAAACAAGAACAAGAACUCCGAAAAAGAACGAUAGAAAGGAAGAACUCGCGAGAGGGUAUAUUAAACAGCAUAUCGUUAAAUAAGAAGAAUGAAACAAACAGUAACGGUCAGCAGAAUGAUAACAAAGGCGAAUUCGACGACUUGAUAUCUGCUCUUCGAACUGGUGAUGUGUUCGGCGAGGAUAUCGCUAAAUUCAAAACAAGGUCGAAACGACGACCCGUUACCCCGAGCGGUCAAGAGUCACGUAGGCAUAGCACUCACAAAGAAGAUUCCCGAGAACGUCAUUAGAACCCCGAUGGAUCUGCCAAGCUUGAAUGGUAGAUCCAUUCGUUUAUCGAUAUAAGUUUUUUACGUACAAAAAAAUUUAUUUAUUAAAAAUUAAUCGUCUUUAAAUGCAUAUUAUAGAUCAAAUCUAAUAACAAAUACAGAUAACAUUCCAUAAAAUUAUUUAUAAACGUUUUGUAUUGAUGAUUCAACAUUACACACGAAAAUCAUAUUAAUUUUUAAUAGUACAUCUUCAUACAUAUUAACAAAUGAGAUAUGAAAUGUUCUUUUGAAUUCAAUUCGAAAAAGUAGAUAGAAAUUUAUUGUCUUUAAGCAGUUUCAAACUUUUUACAAAAUUUCACAUAUUUAUACUUAUAUCAAAUAUAAAUGCGAAACUUUGCGUAUAAAAAUUUUUUAUGACAAAUUGAGCUUUGUUGUGACACACUUUCUCACAAAAAUUUAAGUUUAAAUACUAUUUAUGUUACGUCAUUCUUUAUAAAAAUUUUUUUAACUAUAUUAUCUACAGAAAUUUUACAGUAAACCAAAAGAAAUUUUAGAUUAUUUAUAUAUAGUUUCAACGAAAUUUCGUACAAAAAGCUGAUCGCUUUGAAAAAGUUAAUUAACUGUAGAAUUAAUAUUAACAUUUCUGAAAUAAGUUUUUACCGUGAUACGAUUGCUUGAAUACAAUUCUCUGAAUGAUAAAUUUUAUUAAUAUGGUAUACUAAGUAUUAAUAUCAUUAACGUUACAGGUGCUACAUUUUGCAACGUAUAAUUUAAUACAUUCAUAAUUUAAUGCUUGCAUAAUUUAGUACAGAUAACUAGAUAUAAUUUUAAAUUUAAAAAGUUAACCUUUUUUUCAAGAAAAAGAAAAAUGUAGCAAGUCAUUUUUCAUAAAAUUUAUUAUAUAUUUCAAUUAUGUGUCAAUCUUUUUCAAUGAAGAAUAUCUACAAAAUUGCAAUAAAUUAAACACAGCGUAACGUAUGAAACAAUUGUCAAACAAUUGUUACAAUUUUUAUCAUAAAAUAUGAAAUAAUGAGUUUUAAACUGUAAAAUAAUUAACUUUCCUUUCUAAAAGGUAUGUUAAACUUCCAACAUUUUUAAAUUUAAUAUAUCACUAUCCAAAUUGAUAUACAUAUGCUCUGUCCUACGAAUUAGACGAAAAUUCAUCAUCCAUUUCGUACAGAGAGAGAGAGAGAGAGAGAGAGAGAGAGAGAGAAAGAGAAAGAGAGAGAAAGAGAGAGACCUUCGCUCAGAAUACUUAAAAACCCUUUCCUCGCCCCCCUUUUUCACGGUUAUACUGUUCAUGCAGCUUAAUACUAACCGGUGACAUCAGAGCAUGCAACGCUCUUCCCAUUUUACCUGCUACAUUGUUUAUACAUGACAUUGUUUCGAAUAGACAAAAUGUAAAAAUGUGUAGUCACCAACAGAAAGAUUGCAACACUUUUUUUCGAUUGGUUUGGCCAUACAGUGUGCUCAUCGAGCAAUUGCUUCUUACUUACGAAUCUAACUAUUUACGUUCAAUCGCUCUACUUGCUUUAAUACGAACCAUGGCAGUUCCGAAACCCAUCGAAAAAAAAGGUUGCGCAACCCCUUCUACUGGCAACUAUACAUUUCGAUUCACAAACAGAGCAAUUUUAGAUAAAUGCAAAGUUAAAUUUAUUAUUUAAUAUUAUUUUUAUUCAAAUAAAUAUACUCUUGAACAUAUAACUUGAGCAACCAUUCAUGCGCACAAAGCGUUCUUAAUUAAUAUAAAACUUUAUUACUUUAUCUACUUCAUCAAUUAAAAUUGAGUACAAUUAAGCACAUUAACUGAGCGAGACAAGGCAUUCAUAAAAUUCCAUAUCAAACUCUGUUAUGUCAAAAUCAAAGUAAUGUAACGUAAAUCAUCUAUACAAUAUAAAUAUAUUUAAAAAUAUAUUUAUUAUUCAAACAUUAAUGACAAUUCUGAAUACAUCUCUUUAAUUAUGUCUCAUCAAAUAACUUUGCCUUGAGCAAAUGUGAUAAGAAUUUUAUCAACAUCAUAUGGUAUCUAAUAAAAUAUAGAUAUAAAUGAUAUUGAGAAUAAUUUUUCAACCAAUUUUCAAAAAGAAUGAUUUUUCAAUCAAUAAAAUAAUAAACACUUAAAAGGCCUAGACAAGCAGUAACUGCUAGGUAACUGCAUCCAAUAAUCCAAAAGUCUGAUUUUCUAAUUUAAUGAAACCAUACGAGUCGAAUACAAUUUAGACAAUUAGAAAACUGUAUUACGCUAGCUUUGUGCCGUUAAGGCUAGAGUUUCCAAUUGUAGUUGUAGAAAUAAUAUAAAAAUACUAUUAUAGAGAGGAAUUUGCUGUAUAGUAGUUGAUGUUUUGUAAACUUUUGUACUUUUGUAAAUACUAAAUAUUGUAUUAAAUAUUGAUGUUUUUGUUCCUCCUGGAACAUAGCUACGUUGGAGCAAUCAAUGUUCAAUUAAUAUAUUGCAUCACACAAUAUUGAUAUCACACGUAUACAUGUAUAUUAAUAUAUAAAAAAAUAUCAAAUAAAUGUAAAAUCUUCAUGAUUUUGAGCAAUA